Fusarium poae is the source of this 1668-nucleotide messenger RNA. RefSeq lists its product as uncharacterized. Bases 1 to 1668 code for a protein of 555 amino acids. The record is from RefSeq and is a predicted model, not a curated record. Lineage: Eukaryota; Fungi; Ascomycota; Sordariomycetes; Hypocreales; Nectriaceae. The transcript has 10 exons.
AUGGACGAGAAUCUUCGUUCGGCUAUCAUAAAGGUGCCAAAUGGGCUGAGAUGCUUGCUUGAGUGGAUCAGUUCCGCAAUACUCAUGUCUUACCAACAGCGUCUUCAACCACGCCGUCGCUCAUGGGAUUCAGAGACAUCGUCCUCCCCAAAUGAACUCGUCAGUACCUCAGGAUCGACUCAUGGAAGCUCGUCGCGUCACACUGUCAGUGACUUAGGGUCUGUCAGUGACGAAUCUUUGGAUCACUGCCUGAAUACCAUGGGUGAUCUUGAAGAUGAGCCAGACAAGAUCGAGAUGCCGUCCCCACCGCCAUCGCAAUUCAUCUCUCAUCUUUUGGAAAAUUCAUCCAUGAGCACGCAAGAACUGAUGAAGCCAUAUCUGUCAUACGAGAGGUUCUUACGAAAGGAAUUUGCCAAAGUCAGACGCCUCGAUAGUCCUAUUCCCAUCGAUCAUCUGGACAAUCUUGUCCCAGUAUUUGCUGAUCCCCGGAUUCAUACCUCGAGGAUUGAUCGAGAUAAUAAGAAACGGAGACGAAAGUACAUGAUGAAGCUUCCUUCGAAGAUUGUUGGAGAUCACGGUUCGUUAGCUAUCACCCCCACUCUAGAAGAGUAUCGCGAGCGAUUUGAUGCUUUCACAUUUGGAACAUUGGCAGGAUUAGCCGAUAUUCCCAACAUCGUGGUUGGGGGCUCUGCUGCACUAUUGCCAUUAUUACCACGUAGAAAUGAUGUUAGGGGGGUACCAGAGCCCUCAACGGUAGCAAGACCAUGGGAGACAUACUAUCAGCAUGUUGCGAAAUCGAGUGACGUUGACAUUUUUAUGUAUGGCAUCGACAAAGAAAAAGCGAUCGACCUCAUAUAUAGAAUAGAGCGUGAAAUCCGGAAUAUACAGGGACUGAAGCCUGGAACAGGGCUCUCACUGCGUUCUGAACAUGCCAUCACAUUCAUAGCCCCAAAAUGGCCAUUCCGACACAUCCAAAUUAUACUUAGACUAUAUAAGAGUCUAAGCGAGAUACUUACGGGGUUCGAUGUCGACUGCUCUUGUGUCGCUUUUGAUGGCAAACAAGUUUAUUCCACGCCAAGAGGAGUUGCCGCCAUUGCUACUCGUACUAACAUCAUUGACCUAACCCGUCGAAGCCCUUCAUACGAGAACCGCUUGUGGAAGUAUCGACAACAUAACUUUGACGUCUAUUGGGAACAUCUCCGUCGCGAUCUAAUCGACGUAGAAGUGACGGGGGAUGAUCGAAACGUGAAAGGGUUUAAAGGACUGGCCAGGUUACUAUUCUCAGAAGAGACGCUGCGCCUGGGCCUAGGAACUUCAUAUCUCGGGACUUACUGGUUUACAAGGGCUUUGAUGAGAAUCGGCGACAGUAACGACGCAAGCCCGUCGGCUCCGAGUGGGUAUGCUACUUUUGAUGUUCCAUAUGGUCAGCAUUUUGAUGCGGAGUGGAUUCGUGAAUACGUGCGUUCUCGAACUGACGAAGCCUUCUUCGGGACCAUUGAAGAAGUGAUCAAUGGCUUGAAUGCGGUAGAAGAAGGCAAAGAGUUUAUGGCGAGGAAAUUGAGCUUUAUUGAGGAUGAUCCAGGCCGCCAGAUGAUUGGAUCUACUCAUCCUCUAGACGCAGAUGACUGGACAACCCAGGCUUACAAAUCACCGUCAAAUGAAGAAUAG